This is a messenger RNA of Pochonia chlamydosporia 170, 1707 nucleotides long. RefSeq names its product benomyl/methotrexate resistance protein. Gene Ontology annotation, molecular function: transmembrane transporter activity. Lineage: Eukaryota; Fungi; Ascomycota; Sordariomycetes; Hypocreales; Clavicipitaceae. Bases 1 to 1707 code for a protein of 568 amino acids. The record is from RefSeq and is a predicted model, not a curated record. Gene Ontology annotation, biological process: transmembrane transport. The transcript is spliced from 2 exons.
AUGACCGGACUCACGCGCUUCCUCUCCCGCCCCGUCAACAAGCCCUACCGCACAAAAGACCUCGACCACACGGAACCGCCCUUCCUCAACGACCAAGGCCUCCUCGCCUUCUCGCCAAAUGACAUCGAGAACCCGCAAAACUGGUCCACCCCCCGACGCAUCACCGUCACGAUAUGCGCCGUCAUGCUCGUCAUGAACGCGACGUUCGCAUCCAGCGCCCCCAGCGGGUGCAUCCCCUCCAUCGCCAAGGACUUCGACAUAUCAACUGAAGCGGCGGCACUCACAAUCACCCUCUUCCUGCUGGGCUACUGCGCCGGGCCGCUGCUCUUCGCGCCGCUGAGCGAGCUCUACGGCCGGCGGUGGAUCUUCUACAUCUCCUUCACUAUGUACAUCGCCUUCAACUUCCUGUGCGCGUUUGCCCCCAACUUCGGCAGCCUUCUGGUCGGGCGGUUCCUCACGGGGACGCUCGUCUCCGCCCCGUUGAGCAACUCGCCUGGUGUGCUGGCCGAUAUCUGGAGUCCGCUGGAGCGGGCCAACGCCAUGGCUCUUUUCUCGACCAUGGUCUGGAUCGGUCCGGCGCUAGGCCCUGUUGUUGCAGGCUUUCUGGAGCUCAAGAAAGAUUGGCACUGGGCUUUCUACGUGCUCAUCUGGUUGGGAGCAGGAACAUGGAUCAUCAUGCUCACCAUUCCAGAGACUCACGGUCCAACUAUCCUCCUUCACAAGGCGAGGCGUGUGAGAAAGGCGAAGCUACCCGGGUAUGAAGACGUCAAGGCCCCUGCUGAGAUGCAGGACCGAUCUAUCAAGAGCGUCUUUAGCGUUGCCCUAACCAGACCCUGGAUUAUUCUAUUCGACCCUAUUUCACUACUGUGCGCAAUCUAUCUUGCGGUGGUGUAUAUGCUUCUGUAUAUGCUCUUCAGCAUCUACCCCAUUGUAUUCCAAGAACGUCGCGGAUGGAACUCCGGCGUAGGAGAACUACCCCUUAUCGGAACAGUAGUCGGUGCUGUCCUCGGCGGCGCCAUCGUCCUCUACGACACCAAACGACGCUCCAACAAGAUCAAACGAGGCGAGCUCAAGGUCGAACUCAUGGAGCCAGAGGAUCGUCUUCCCCUAGCCAUGGUUGGCGGUAUUGGUUUCGCAGCAGCCAUGUUCUGGUUCGCAUGGACAGCCGAGUUCAAUUCCGUACAUUGGAUCGUGCCCACCAUUGCGGGCGGCCUCCUCUCCACGUUCAUGCUCCUCAUCUUCGUAGCAUACCUCAACUAUCUCGUCGACGUAUACCUCAUGUACGCUGCCUCCGCCAUCGCCGCCAACACAAUCGCCCGAUCUGCCUGCGGUGCCGCUGCGCCCCUCUUCACCAACCAGAUGUUUCAUGCGCUGGGCGUCGGCGGCGGCGGUAGUCUUGUCGCCGGCGUGGCUACGCUUCUUGCGGUUGUGCCGUUCGUGUUCUACAAGUACGGCAAGGCAAUCCGCAUUCGAAGCAAGUUUGCUCCUACGAACACGAAGGAGAAGCGUCGUGUUGAGGAUGAAGAGGCCAAUCCAACUGAUUUUGCUGGUCAAAGCUCCUCUGAAGUCGAUAGCUCUACUGAUGUGGAAUCAUCACACUCGUCUGUUCACGAUGAGAAGGCUAAAGAACAAAAUCUGUCUACUGGCACUGGGGUUUUGUCUCCGCACGAGCCAGUAACAUCUGAUUCAAAAGCAGCAAAAGCAUAG